AUGGAGCGCGAGGAGGACGGGGACCCCGAGCGCCGGGAGGCUGCGGCGCGGGCCGGCGGCGACGAGGAGGAGGAGGAGGAAGAGGAGGGACUGAGCGACAGCGACGACGAGGACGAAGACCGGGAGACCCGCGGCGGCCGCGAGGAGGAAGAAGAGGAGGCGGCGGCCGCCGGGCGGGAGCGCAGCGAGGACGCGCCGCCGCCGCCGAGCGCGGAGCUGCCUCCAGCCGCGGUGCCGGCCGCGGCCGCCCGCGACCGGAGCGGCCGCCGCCCGCCGGGGCCCCAGCCGGGGCCGCUGCCCUGCCGCCCGAAGAGGAUGCCGUCGCCUGACGAGGAGGAGCGCGAGCGUCGCCGGAGCCGCCGGAGGGACCUUCUGCUGAGCCAGAUAGGCUUCCUGGCCCUGGUGGCGCUGCUGCUCUGGUCGCUGUCGAGCAUGCAGGACCACGACGACCUUGACUUCAUGGACCUCAUCGGGCAAGACAGACAGUGGACCGUGGGGAGGAAGUUAAUGCAGGUGAAUGACUCGCUGACUUCAGAAGAUGCAGGGCCGCGGAGCAGCAAGAACUGCACUGAACCAGCCCUGCACGAGUUCCCCAAUGACAUCUUCACCAACGAGGACAGAAGACAGGGGGCGGUGGUCCUCCACGUGCUCUGUGCCAUGUACAUGUUCUAUGCGCUGGCGAUUGUGUGUGAUGACUUCUUCGUCCCCUCCUUGGAAAAGAUCUGUGAGCGCCUGCACCUCAGCGAGGACGUGGCUGGGGCCACGUUCAUGGCAGCAGGCAGUUCAGCUCCAGAGCUGUUCACAUCGGUCAUAGGCGUCUUCAUCACCAAGGGUGAUGUGGGAGUGGGGACCAUCGUGGGCUCCGCGGUGUUCAACAUCCUGUGUAUCAUCGGCGUCUGCGGGCUCUUCGCCGGGCAGGUCGUGGCUCUGUCCUCCUGGUGCCUGUUGAGGGACUCCAUUUACUACACGCUGUCCGUGGUCGCGCUCAUCGUGUUCAUUUAUGAUGAACAAGUUUCCUGGUGGGAGUCUUUAGUCCUCGUGCUGAUGUAUCUCAUCUACAUUGUCAUAAUGAAAUACAAUGCCUGCAUACACCAGUGCUUCGAGAGAAGGACCAAGGGUGCGGGAAACAUGGUCAACGGCUUGGCCAACAACGCUGAAAUCGACGACAGCAGCAACUGCGACGCCACCGUGGUGCUACUCAAGAGAGCCAAUUUCCACCGCAAAGCGUCAGUCAUCAUGGUAGAUGAGCUGCUGUCGGCCUACCCACACCAGCUUUCUUUCUCUGAGGCUGGUCUUCGAAUCAUGAUCACCAGCCACUUUCCCCCCAAGACUCGACUCUCCAUGGCCAGUCGCAUGUUGAUCAAUGAGAGACAAAGACUGAUAAACAGCAGGGCUUAUGCCAAUGGGGAAUCCGAGGUGGCCAUCAAAAUCCCGAUUAAGCACACGGUGGAGAACGGGAUGGGGCCCAGCAGCUCCCUGGACAGAGGUGUGAACGGGACUCGGGGGGACGACGUUGUUGCUGAGGCUGGCAACGAGACAGAGAAUGAAAACGAUGACGACGAGAACGACGGGAACGAGGAGGAGGAGGACGAGGAGGACGAGGAAGGGCCAUACACGCCGUUCGACCCCCCCUCUGGCAAACUGGAAACAGUGAAAUGGGCGUUCACCUGGCCCCUGAGCUUUGUCUUGUACUUCACUGUCCCCAACUGCAACAAGCCCCGCUGGGAGAAGUGGUUUAUGGUGACCUUCGCUUCCUCCACGCUGUGGAUUGCAGCCUUCUCCUACAUGAUGGUGUGGAUGGUCACGAUCAUCGGGUACACGCUGGGGAUUCCUGACGUCAUCAUGGGGAUCACCUUCCUGGCAGCCGGAACCAGCGUGCCCGACUGCAUGGCCAGCCUCAUUGUGGCCAGACAAGGCAUGGGGGACAUGGCCGUGUCCAACUCCAUUGGGAGCAAUGUUUUUGACAUCCUCAUUGGCCUCGGGCUCCCCUGGGCCCUGCAGACCCUGGCUGUGGAUUACGGAUCCUACAUUCGGCUAAACAGCAGGGGACUGAUCUACUCCGUGGGCUUGCUCCUGGCCUCCGUCUUUGUCACGGUGUUUGGCGUCCACCUGAACAAGUGGCAGCUGGACAGGAAGCUCGGGUGCGGGUGCCUUUUCCUAUACGGCGUGUUCCUGUGCUUCUCCAUCAUGACUGAGUUCAACGUGUUCACCUUCGUGAACCUGCCCAUGUGCGGGGACCACUGA
Molecule: messenger RNA, 2244 nt
Organism: Physeter macrocephalus (sperm whale)
Lineage: Eukaryota; Metazoa; Chordata; Mammalia; Artiodactyla; Physeteridae
Gene: SLC24A3
Product: solute carrier family 24 member 3
Exons: 17
Coding region: 1-2244 (747 amino acids)
Biological process (GO): intracellular calcium ion homeostasis; calcium ion transmembrane transport
Cellular component (GO): plasma membrane
Molecular function (GO): calcium, potassium:sodium antiporter activity; calcium channel activity
Source: RefSeq, a predicted model, not a curated record